UUUUUUCUUUUUUUUUUUCUGUGGGAGGUAUCGAUUAACUUGACACCAUGAAAUAGUGUGGCCUCAUCAUAUAAUUUUCUCCUUACUAAACCAAUGAGUCACAUGACUCUUACAGUCAGUUCGCGUAGCUUUAAGGUCAGUUUUGGUGAUGGUGGAAAGUCUCCAACUUCAGAUCUAUGUCGCAAGUUCAUGUAAAUCUGGUUCAUAGGUAGAUGUAGCUGUCUUCUUGUUUUCAUGUUUUUCCUUUGGUGGAGCUGAUGCAAUCCUAGGGCUGGCUUGGUUGCAAAGUUUAGGCGGUUUGCAAGGAAACUGGUUGCAAACUUUAGCGGUGGUCUCCCUGAUUUGAUUAUCAGGGUCGACAACAAACAUUGUCAGAGAAAGGGUCUGCACUGAUCUACAAGUUUGAACACAUAAUCCAUUCAUCAAGCUUGAGGUCUCGGAUGGGAAAUGAAAUGGGGUUGAUCAAGUAUUGUACAGUCUACAAAGCUGCAAUAGCAGACGACUGGGAAGCUGCAAGACUCAUAUUUGAAGAAGAAAGAAAUGUCUUCCUUGCCUUCACUUAUUUCAAUGAAAACAACCCAUACACUCCUUUACACAUAGCGGUGGCAACAAAUUGUUCUCACCGCUUUGUACAAGAAUUGGUGGAGUGGAUUAUGCGCGUAGGGGAUGUGCAGAUGCUGAGGUUUCGUGACACAGCAGGACAUAGUGCGCUCCACUAUGCCGCCAUAGUAGGGAAUACACAAGAUGCAAGGCUUCUGAUCGAUGCAGACCCGGAAUUGGCUCAGAUGUCUAGCAUUAAAGGAUGGACCGCCCUGACUUUGGCAGCCGCGUGUCGAAGGAAAGAGGCAGUCAAUUAUUUGCUGCAGGUGACAAAGGAUGUGAUUAAUGAGGAAGGAACUAGUCCUUACCGCGGAGAACUUGGUGCUGACCUUCUGCUCUAUACUAUACAUUCUGAUUUCUAUGAUGUGGCUCUGUAUCUAGUUAAAAAAUACCCGGACCUAGUGACAGAGAGAAAUACAGUUUCAGGACAGACCGCCCUAGAAAUACUUGCCAGAAAACCUAAUGCUUUCCCAAGUGGAAGUAAGCUUGGAUUUUGGCACCGAAUCAUCUAUUCAUGGAUUCCUGUCGACAAGGAAACAACACUGGCCGCCGAACCAUCAGAGGUAAUCACAACCCAAGACGGAACUCACAAAACAAGCUAUGGAGCUUUCGCUUUCUUCUGGAGAGUGUCGCGAUACCUGGCACCGCAUAUCAAGCAGAUGCAUGAAAGCAAAGUAAGGCACUUACAAUCAACACAACUUGUAGAACUAAUGUGCUCCAAUGUCAUGAACAAGGGUGACAAAACACUAGCUUGGGAUGUAUUUGGAGGGGCCAUAUCCACAGCAGUAAAAUCUGGUAUUUAUGAGCUUAUAGAACAGUGCUGCCUUCACUAUCCAGCAAUUAUAGGGUACCAAGUAGAAGGACUGAACUUGGUGAUGGCUGCGAUUAGUGAACGUCAAGAGAAAGUGUACAACCUUGUUUAUCAGAUGUCAGCGUAUAAAGUGUUCACAUCAUCGGAGAAUACCCCCCUAGGAAAUGCAUUGCAUAUUGCUGGCAAGUUGGCGCCUCUGCAUCGCCUCAAUACGGUCACUGGUGCAGCUUUGCAAAUGCAACGCGAGCUUCAGUGGUUCAAGGAAGUUGAAAAGUUUGUUCUGCCUACACGUAGAACACAAGCAAACUUUGAACAUAAAACACCAAGAAUGGUAUUCACUAGUGAGCACAAGGAGCUACUCCAAGAAGCAAAACUAUGGAUGAAGGAUACAUCCUCAUCGGCAACGGUUGUAGCUGCUCUUAUUGUUACCAUAGCAUUUUCAGCCAUAUUUACAGCACCAGGAGGAAACGACAACAAUGGCAAACCAUUGUUCUUAAACGACGGGGUCUUUAUUCUUUUCGCCAUAUCAGAUGCAAUAGCAUUAUUCUCUUCAUCAACCUCUGUUAUGAUGUUGUUAGCGGUACUUAGUUCGCGUUUUGCAGAAGAGGAUUUCCUAUAUUCUUUGCCUAAGAGAUUGACGCUCGGACUAAUCUCCCUGUUUAUAUCUAUAGCUGCUAUAAUGGUUUCAUUCAGUGCAACGCUUUCGCUUGUGCUACGUGAUAAAAUACAGUGGAUUGCUGCACCGGUUGUUUUACUAGCUGUGGUUCCGGUGACAUUGUUUUUAUUGUUGCAGUAUCCGCUACUGGUGGAACUGGUUCGCUCUACAUAUGGAAGAGGCAUUUUCUACAAACAGAAUGAUUUGUUGCUUCAUUAGAGUAUAAACAUUUAGAUUUCAAGCAUAUGAAGCUACGUAAAAGAGAGCGAGAGGAUAUGAGGAGUGAAAGCUGUAUUGAUUCAAAUUACUGCAAUCUACAAUAGAGUUCAUCCUUCA
This is a messenger RNA of Daucus carota subsp. sativus, 2402 nucleotides long. RefSeq lists its product as uncharacterized. Gene Ontology annotation, molecular function: protein binding. Lineage: Eukaryota; Viridiplantae; Streptophyta; Magnoliopsida; Apiales; Apiaceae. The record is from RefSeq and is a predicted model, not a curated record. Bases 441 to 2285 code for a protein of 614 amino acids. Gene Ontology annotation, cellular component: membrane. The transcript is spliced from 7 exons.